Molecule: messenger RNA, 764 nt
Organism: Musa acuminata subsp. malaccensis (wild Malaysian banana)
Lineage: Eukaryota; Viridiplantae; Streptophyta; Magnoliopsida; Zingiberales; Musaceae
Product: phospholipase A2-alpha
Biological process (GO): phospholipid metabolic process; lipid catabolic process; arachidonate secretion
Molecular function (GO): A2-type glycerophospholipase activity; calcium ion binding; lipid binding
Source: RefSeq, a predicted model, not a curated record
ACACUGCCCUCGCAUCUCUGCUUUCCCCCAUAUCAGAACCCAUCUCCCAGCAAAAUCCAAAGCCAGCACUCACUUCUGAGAGCGUCUCUGAGAGAGCCUCUUCCCUCUCCAUCCCCUCCCUUGUGUUCAUCUCGGAAUGGCCGGAAGGAGAACGCACUCGCCACCGCAGCUGAAUCUGGCAGUACCGUUCCUCGCACUGCUCCUCUCCGUCACCACGCCGGUCCACGGCCUUAACAUCGGCGUCCGGUCCGUCGACCCCGGCAUCGCCACGAGCAAGCAGCAGUGCAGCAGAAAGUGCGAGUCCGAUCAUUGCACUGUGCCACCCUUCCUGAGGUACGGCAAAUACUGCGGCAUCUUAUACAGCGGGUGCCCGGGGGAGAAGCCAUGCGAUGCUCUUGACGCCUGCUGCAUGGUCCAUGACGCCUGUGUGCAGGCCAAACAUGACUACCUGAGCCAGGAGUGCAACGAGAACUUCCUCAACUGCAUCGAAGCGGUGAGGGCAUCCGGGAAGGGGACCUUCAGGGGGAACAAAUGCAUGGUGGAGGAGGUGAUGGAUGUGAUCACAUUGGUGAUAGAGGCUGCCUUGUUAGCUGGAAGGGUCCUUCACAAGCCAUAGAAAGGGCGGGUCCAAAUUAUUAUUUUAGGUCUCUUCUUUUGGGGAUCACACGUGACCCUACAGAGUUGGAAAUGUUUUGGCAUCAUAAUUGUACUUCUACUCUUCAAGGCACGUGACCAUAAGAAAUUUUUUUUUUGGCUAUCGUUUA